Brassica oleracea var. oleracea is the source of this 357-nucleotide messenger RNA. RefSeq lists its product as uncharacterized. NCBI's taxonomy places the organism in Eukaryota, Viridiplantae, Streptophyta, Magnoliopsida, Brassicales, Brassicaceae. The transcript has a single exon. Bases 1 to 357 code for a protein of 118 amino acids. The record is from RefSeq and is a predicted model, not a curated record.
AUGGCAACAAAAUUUGAGAUGAGUGAUCUUGGUAAGCUUACUUACUACCUUGGUAUUGAAGUAACUAAGCUAAAAGAUGGUAUAAUCGUGUAUCAAGAGAGGUAUGCGAGUAAGAUAUUGGAGGAAGCAGGGAUGAGUGAUUGCAAUAUGGUUCAUAUUCCCAUGGACCCAAGUCUGAAGUUAUCAAAAGCUCCACAAGAAGAAGAGAUCAAUGAGAAGGAUUUUCGGAGAAAAAUUGGAUGUCUACGAUAUCUGAUUCAUACUCGACCUGAUCUAAGUCAUUGCGUGGGAGUGCUUAGUCGUUAUAUGCAUUCGCCUAAGGAGUCACAUGGCGUGGCUCUCAAACAAGUGCUCUGA